AAUGAUCUCGAUGAAAAUCAAAACUACAAGCAUUUGUGGAUAGAAUGUGAAAAUUGUUAUGGAUUAAAUUAUCAGAAAUUGUUUCAAUCCAAAAUGAAUAUUUGUGAGCACUGUGGAUAUCAUUUGAAAAUGAACAGUUUAGAUAGAAUAGAACUUUCGAUUUAUCAGGGUACUUGGAAUCCUAUGUAUGAAGACAUGGUCUCUCUAGAUCCCAUUGAAUUUCAUUCAGAAGAAGAACCUUAUAAAGAUCGUAUUGAUUCUUAUCAAAGAAAAACAGAAUUAGCUGAGGCUGUUCAAACAGGUACAGGUCAACUAAACGGUAUUUCUGUAGCAGUGGAGAUUAUGGAUUUUCAAUUUAUGGGAGGUAGUAUGGGAUCCGUAGUAGGUGAGAAAAUAACUCAUUUGAUCGAAUAUGCUACCAAUGACCUUUUACCUCUUAUUCUAGUAUGUGCGUCCGGAGGAGCACGUAUGCAAGAAGGAAGUUUGAGUUUGAUGCAAAUGGCUAACCCACCCUAA
Gastrolobium bilobum is the source of this 516-nucleotide messenger RNA. RefSeq names its product acetyl-coenzyme A carboxylase carboxyl transferase subunit beta, chloroplastic-like. NCBI's taxonomy places the organism in Eukaryota, Viridiplantae, Streptophyta, Magnoliopsida, Fabales, Fabaceae. Gene Ontology annotation, biological process: fatty acid biosynthetic process. Gene Ontology annotation, cellular component: acetyl-CoA carboxylase complex. Gene Ontology annotation, molecular function: acetyl-CoA carboxylase activity. The annotation marks the transcript as partial. The transcript has a single exon. The record is from RefSeq and is a predicted model, not a curated record.